Messenger RNA from Sitodiplosis mosellana (orange wheat blossom midge), 1367 nucleotides. Its product is annotated as protein FAM50 homolog. Gene Ontology annotation, biological process: chromatin organization. The coding region runs from base 181 to 1305 and encodes 374 amino acids. NCBI's taxonomy places the organism in Eukaryota, Metazoa, Arthropoda, Insecta, Diptera, Cecidomyiidae. The transcript has a single exon. The record is from RefSeq and is a predicted model, not a curated record. Gene Ontology annotation, cellular component: nucleus.
CAUUUUGCAGUGUUUGUCAUUGACAAGACAACGAAGUUGUUUCGUUCUAUCGUUUUGAUUCAGUCAUUUGUUUAUUGAUAUCUGCAAGAGACUCAAACAAAUUUACGCAUAUUUUGGAUAUUGAAAAGCGCGAAAGAUAUUUCAAUAAUCAUAAGUAAAAGUUUGGAGUGAACGACGAAAAUGGCACACUACAAAGGAGCUGCCAGCGAAGCUGGCCGAGCCAUGCAACUCAUGAAGAAGCGAGAGAUUGCCCAGCAGGAGAUUGAAUUUCGAAAGAAAAAGAUUGAAGAAGAACUGAAGAUAAAUGCCAUUGAGAAUAAAUUCGCAACCCACUACGAUGCCGUCGAACAACAGCUCAAAACAUCCACAAUUGGGCUGGUUACUUUGGACGAAAUGAAGGCAAAGCAAGAGGACAUUGUUCGAGAAAGAGAAAAGAAACUGGCACAGAAAAAGGCAGAGAAGGAUCGGGAAAAGAUGCGUGCAUUGGAGGAAAAACAGGCCGAAAAAAAUAAGCAGCGCAAACAGAUCCAGGCAUUAUCGUUCAACUUAGAUGAAGAUGAAGAUGAGGACGAAGAAAAUGAUGAUGAUGACGACAAUGGCAAAGAUAACGAUGACGAUGAUAUUGAUAAUAGCAAAAAUGAUGAGUCGAAUGACAGCAGCAGUCAGUCGAGCUCGAAGAAAUCAAGCUAUUGGACAACAGCUGAUGAUGCUGACGAAGGACCAGCCUUCAAAAAGUUACGUAAAAAUCCAGAUGUUGACACAUCAUUUCUGCCGGAUCGCGAACGGGAAGAGGGUGAAAAUCGAUUGCGAGAAGAACUACGGCAAGAAUGGGUUGCUCAACAGGCAACAUUAAAAGAUCAAGAGAUUCCAAUCACAUUCAGUUACUGGGAUGGAUCCGGACAUCGGCGGUCGGUAACAAUGAAAAAGGGCAAUUCCAUCUAUCAGUUUUUGCAAAAAUGUUUGGAAACGCUUCGCAAGGAGUUUAGUGAAUUGAAAACAGUGAUGGCCGAUCAGCUGAUGUACGUGAAAGAAGAUUUAAUUUUACCGCAUCACUAUUCAUUCUACGAUUUUAUCGUGACUAAGGCACGUGGUAAGUCUGGCCCACUCUUUCAAUUCGAUGUUCACGACGACAUUCGUAUGAUCAGCGAUGCAACGGUGGAAAAAGAAGAAUCACAUGCUGGUAAAGUUUUGUUGCGGUCCUGGUACGAACGAAAUAAGCACAUAUUUCCAGCCAGCCGUUGGGAACCGUAUGAUCCAACCAAGACAUACGACAAAUAUACCAUUAAGGAUAAAAGCAAAAAAUAACCACAAAAAUGUAAUAACUUUGAAUUAAAGUAAAAUGCCGAAUGCAGUACAAUGGAAAAAUA